Messenger RNA from Chlorocebus sabaeus (green monkey), 7516 nucleotides. RefSeq names its product semaphorin 3A (gene SEMA3A). Gene Ontology annotation, cellular component: plasma membrane; glutamatergic synapse; axon. Gene Ontology annotation, biological process: semaphorin-plexin signaling pathway; neural crest cell migration; positive regulation of cell migration. The record is from RefSeq and is a predicted model, not a curated record. Gene Ontology annotation, molecular function: neuropilin binding; semaphorin receptor binding; chemorepellent activity. NCBI's taxonomy places the organism in Eukaryota, Metazoa, Chordata, Mammalia, Primates, Cercopithecidae.
UGCCAGCCAGACUACCUUCGUACACAAUUACUCAAUCCUCCGUAAGGCUCUUUAAUAGGAAACAAGUGUGACAACGGCAAGCCUCUUUUUUUUUUUUUUUUUUUUUUUCCUCCUCUCUCUUAAACCACAGAGUCAAAUAGCUCUAAUAGAGAUGAAGCUGGAUAGAUCCGCCCAGGUGUAGGUGAAAUGGUAGAGCCUCAGGGCUAAUAGAUGCUGUGCUCUCAUGCUGAAGUUUAGCACUGUGUCCUGUUGGGCUCUCUAGCAUCAGUGCGACGGGCUGCUCCUGGUACAGUUACAAAGUGAACACGCUUCUUGCUGCUCACGUUUAUGCCUAAUCCGGAGGGCAACCUGGAGCUAGGUAAGAACAGAACAGCCCUUUGACUUCAACGCAUGGACAAAGGACAACGAAUGCAAAUAUUUAAGAAAACAAUCCAUGGGACAGUCUAACAUAACAAAGGGAAUUAUUCAUCAAGAAGAGGCCCUUUAGCAGGGUAUUUAAAGUGUCCAGGUACUUACAAUAACAAGUUGGACUGAACACAUGUACCUCAGAAAUUAAGAAUUUUUCCUAAAAGAAGGCUGAGAUCAUGCACAUCUGAGAUGUGUUAGUUGAAAUUCCACACAGUCUUCAAUUGCCAAGUUUGGAUGGAAUGAACAUAAUACUAAAAUUUCCAGAUUGUUUGAACUUCUCUGGCCGCACAAUACAGGAAGGAAGACUAAAGAAGCAAAGGGACCUACAGCGUCUGCAGCAUGGGCUGGUUAACUAGGAUUGUCUGUCUUUUCUGGGGAGUAUUACUUACAGCAAGAGCAAACUAUCAAAAUGGGAAGAAUAAUGUGCCAAGGCUGAAAUUAUCCUACAAAGAAAUGUUGGAAUCCAACAAUGUGAUCACUUUCAAUGGCUUGGCCAACAGCUCCAGUUAUCAUACCUUCCUUUUGGAUGAGGAACGGAGUAGGCUGUAUGUUGGAGCAAAGGAUCACAUAUUUUCAUUCAACCUGGUUAAUAUCAAGGAUUUUCAAAAGAUUGUGUGGCCAGUAUCUUACACCAGAAGAGAUGAAUGCAAGUGGGCUGGAAAAGACAUCCUGAAAGAAUGUGCUAAUUUCAUCAAGGUACUUAAGGCGUAUAAUCAGACUCACUUGUACGCCUGUGGAACGGGGGCUUUUCAUCCAAUUUGCACCUACAUUGAAAUUGGACAUCAUCCUGAGGACAAUAUUUUUAAGCUGGAGAACUCACAUUUUGAAAACGGCCGUGGGAAGAGUCCAUAUGACCCUAAGCUGCUGACAGCAUCUCUUUUAAUAGAUGGAGAAUUAUACUCUGGAACUGCAGCUGAUUUUAUGGGGCGAGACUUUGCUAUCUUCCGAACUCUUGGGCACCACCACCCAAUCAGGACAGAGCAGCAUGAUUCCAGGUGGCUUAAUGAUCCAAGGUUCAUUAGUGCCCACCUCAUCCCAGAGAGUGACAAUCCUGAAGAUGACAAAGUAUACUUUUUCUUCCGUGAAAAUGCAAUAGAUGGAGAACACUCUGGAAAAGCUACUCACGCUAGAAUAGGUCAGAUAUGCAAGAAUGACUUUGGAGGACACAGAAGUCUGGUGAAUAAAUGGACAACAUUCCUCAAAGCUCGUUUGAUUUGCUCAGUGCCAGGUCCAAAUGGCAUUGACACUCAUUUUGAUGAACUGCAGGAUGUAUUCCUAAUGAACUUUAAAGAUCCUAAAAACCCAAUUGUAUAUGGAGUGUUUACGACUUCCAGUAACAUUUUCAAGGGAUCAGCCGUGUGUAUGUAUAGCAUGAGUGAUGUGAGAAGGGUGUUCCUCGGUCCAUAUGCCCACAGGGAUGGACCCAACUAUCAGUGGGUGCCUUAUCAAGGAAGAGUCCCCUAUCCACGGCCGGGAACUUGUCCCAGCAAAACAUUUGGUGGUUUUGACUCUACAAAGGACCUUCCUGAUGAUGUUAUAACCUUUGCAAGAAGUCAUCCAGCCAUGUACAAUCCAGUGUUUCCUAUAAACAAUCGCCCGAUAAUGAUCAAAACGGAUGUAAAUUAUCAAUUUACACAAAUUGUAGUAGACCGAGUGGAUGCAGAAGAUGGACAGUAUGAUGUUAUGUUUAUCGGAACAGAUGUUGGGACCGUCCUUAAAGUAGUUUCAAUUCCUAAGGAGACGUGGCAUGAUUUAGAAGAGGUUUUGCUGGAAGAAAUGACAGUUUUUCGGGAACCGACUACUAUUUCAGCAAUGGAGCUUUCCACCAAGCAGCAACAACUAUAUAUUGGUUCAACAGCUGGGGUUGCCCAGCUCCCUUUACACCGGUGUGAUAUUUACGGGAAAGCCUGUGCCGAGUGUUGCCUUGCCCGAGACCCUUACUGUGCUUGGGAUGGUUCUUCAUGCUCUCGCUAUUUUCCCACUGCAAAGAGACGCACAAGACGACAAGAUAUAAGAAAUGGAGACCCACUGACUCACUGUUCCGACUUACAACACCAUGAUAAUCACCAUGGCCACAGCCCUGAAGAGCGAAUCAUCUACGGUGUAGAGAAUAGUAGCACAUUUUUGGAAUGCAGUCCGAAGUCACAGCGAGCACUGGUCUACUGGCAAUUCCAGAGGCGAAAUGAAGAGCGAAAAGAAGAGAUCAGAGUGGAUGAUCAUAUCAUCAGGACAGAUCAAGGCCUUCUGCUGCGUAGUCUACAACGGAAGGAUUCAGGCAAUUACCUCUGCCAUGCGGUGGAACAUGGGUUCAUACAAACUCUUCUUAAGGUGACCCUGGAAGUCAUUGACACAGAGCAUCUGGAAGAACUUCUUCAUAAAGAUGAUGAUGGAGAUGGCUCUAAGACCAAAGAAAUGUCCAAUAGCAUGACACCUAGCCAGAAGGUCUGGUACAGAGACUUCAUGCAGCUCAUCAACCACCCCAAUCUCAACACGAUGGAUGAGUUCUGUGAACAAGUUUGGAAAAGGGACCGAAAACAACGUCGGCAAAGGCCAGGACAUACCCAAGGCAACAGUAACAAAUGGAAGCACUUACAGGAAAAUAAGAAAGGUAGAAACAGGAGGACCCACGAAUUUGAGAGGGCACCCAGGAGUGUCUGAGCUGCAUUACCUCUAGAAACCUCAAACAAGUGAAACUUGCCUAGACAAUAACUGGAAAAAAAAUGCAAUAUACAUGAACUUUUUUCAUGGCAUUAUGUGGAUGUUUACAAUGGUGGGAAAUUCAACUGAGUUCCACCAAUUAUAAAUUAAAUCCAUGAGUAACUUUCCUAAUAGGCUUUUUUUCCUAAUACCAACACCUAACAGAGAACACAGGUGAAUGCAGUUGUUCACUUUAGCAGACUUAAUGUUUCCUAUGAGAUUUCACUGUACAGGUUUGUCUUUCUUCUUUGCCUGAGAAAUAAAAACGUCAUUUGCCAUAUUGCCAUCUAAAGGAGAAAAACUGCAUCAGCAAAGCCAUUGUAUUGAACUAAAAGUUUAAAAUGAACUGCAUGGAUUUACUAAGCUGAUGAAUAUUCCAAAAUGUGGUUGGAUUCAAGGAUAUAUUUUGUCUACCGGCCCUCAUGUUUGUAUGUACUUGAGGAGUAAAAUGAGUAAAAUGAUACUGAAUGAAACGUUCUGUGGAAAUAUUAAAAAAAAAAAAAAAGAAAACAUAAGCCAUCCAUCAUCCAGAAGAAAAAUGGAGUACACUGAUCUACUACUGAUGUCUUCUUUCAGCUUUGAUCUAAAGAUGUAUUUUAUUAAAACUAUAAUUUAAAUGUACCAUGACAAAUAUGCAGUAAAAAUUAGUUGUUUUCUAAGCUAGAGUAGGAUUUGUCUUACAAUUAUUGUGCUAUAUAGUUUUUGUUUUAAAAAUUCCAAUGGUGUGCUGCUUUCUUUGGACAUUUUAUUUUCAAUUCUGUAAGAGGGAUAGACGAUAUUGUUCUAGAAACAUAUAUACAUCAUUAAGAGUGAACCUCUAAAACCAAGAUAGAAAUUAUGCUUUAUUUCUCUGAGAAAAUCAAACAAAUGGAAGCUGUUCACACCUCCCCUUCUUUAAGCAUUAUCUAAAUCAAUUUUUACUUUCAUAAUGUUCUUAGAAAAAAAACGGAACAUUUAACCAGGAAAAAAGGAAGAAAUAAAUUGAUUUUUAAGUGCAUUUUACUAUAAUGAAUCAAUGAAGGGAAAAGGAACUGCAUAUUUCAUGAAAAUAAUAAGCAUUGUCUUAAUAUACUGUUAAUAGAAAAUGUGUCUUAAUUCUGUGCUUGAAUUCCUGCAUGAUAUUUGAGACAAAGAUCUCUCUUAUGAUUCCACUAAGAAUUUUAUCUGUGUCACUUAAUUUUUUUGAAAGAGAGAGAUCAAUAACUAUUCAGAGCAACAUGUUAAAGGCAAAGUUUCCAACCAUUUACAUCUGUAUCAGGUGCCUCUUAUCUUUCCUUAUUUAAGACAAUUAUUUGUACAAGAAACACAUGACUCUUUUCAUGUCAAUGGGAGGGACUUUUCUACAAAGUAUUUUCCAGGAUGCAACUCACAUUUAAACAAUGUAAAACUCUUUGUUUCCUGCAACAACUUACAAAAUAAGGUAAAAGACUAAAAUUCAAGAUUUGCUUCCUUCAUUGUCCUAAGACAUUUCAUUGAGAAUCACUGACUUUGAGAUAUUUAAAACUUUCAGCAUUAUACUGUGGUUUCUUUUGCACUGCACUCACCUAUUCAGGACUCCUCCCCCAGGUUCCUCAUCAUGCACAAAAAUGCAAAGAAAACAUCUUAUUAGUAAUUAAUGAAGCAACAUUGAAAUUCUAAUUCUAGCUGUGUUUGGAUUCUAAUUAACUCAGCAUCAAUUUCUCACCUCAGACUACAGUGAAUUUUUAUUUUCUAUCAGCUGAAAUAUUUCACAGAUGGAAGCUCAUGUUUCAGUUUUAAUGAUUGCCUUGAAUAAACAAGUUGUUGCCACUUGUUUCAAACAGAAGCCUAAAAAUAAUCUACAUUCAAUUUUAGGCUCCAUUGACUAAUAUGGUGUUGCUUUUGGAAGUACUGUAUAUCCUCAAAUGGAUGCCGAAUCGUUAAAUUAUUUGAAGGACACACCACUGUACAGAAAAUAGUGUUUGAAAUAUAAAUCAAAGAACAAAGAGUGCUCCAAAAAAUAGGUCAUUCUUUUAUUUUCAUAAAGUAACUGUACUAACAUUCAGUGUUGUGUUUCAUUCUAAAUUUUGCAGCUGAAAUAAAUUUAUUUGCAAUAGCAGAAAUAUCUUAUUAUUCAUCCUCAAAAAUAAAGGAUUUGAAGGGAUAGAGAUUAUAUGAUAACUUUAUAGAAGCCUUUCAAAAUCUGAAUGCAUUUUGUUUAGUGUUAUGAAAUGACAAUAGAAAAAAGUCUCGACUUCAAUUAAAAGUUACACAAAUAAACAAAUCUACAGGCAUGUCUUUAUAUACCAUCAGGUCUAAGUUUUCCAAGAAAAUUGUAGAUAUAACUUGCAGAUCAGUAACUCAUUACAGUCAUAAUCUCUACCCAUGUGUAUUGAGAGGGGGCAGUUUGCACGAAAAAGAAUUAUUAGCCCAUUUAAUAAUUCAGCUUUAAUAGACUUUGUCAUAUGCAUGAAUCAUCAGAGAUGAAACUGUUUGAGAGACUCAUGUGACCUUACGAAAAUUACAACAGCAGUCUUAAAGUAUGAAAAAGAUGCAUCACGGCAGAGAUAUUUAUGGCCCAGUUGAUAUCAAAUGUAAAAUGUAAAUGCAUGUAAAUGCACACUUCAUUUUAUGUAUUAUUUAGUAAUUUUCAAUGGUAUGUGUUUAAUAUUUUUGCUACCUACACAUCAGGCAAAAAAGAUGUAAAUAAUUUGGGAGGAAAAGAGAAAGAACAGUGUAAAAUAAAACUUUCUAUAGGUACUCCAUUUCAGUGUGUUCAACAUCCUAAAAUGCAAGAUUUUCCCACGCAGGUGACAAGGUGGUUUAUGUACUAUAUAAGGGCAGAAGGUGCGUGCCCAUUCAAUAAGCAUGUUUUUUGCCAGGUAGGAAAUAUGUUCCAUAUCUGUAUUUAUCAUUGCAUUUCAGAUGGGAACUAGAAAAACUGGAGAGAAAAAUGUAAUGAAACUGCUGCUGUAAAUUAUUCCUUUUAGCAUGUAUUCACUUGCUAAAUACACAUUUCUUCAAAAUAUUUGAAUUCAGAUGUCUUUACUGUUCCCUAUAACAUAUGGUGUUAAGGAACAUAAGCUCAUAAAAUGUUGAGAACCAGAGGCAGGUUGCUACAUAAUUAGCUAACAGAUUUCUUCAUUGUAAUCAUCUGUAAACUGGAUUCUAUGUUUAUAGUGAGGAUGUGAAUUUUUACGCCCUUUAAAUUAAAUAUUGUUCUUUUUAAUGUCAUACCUAAAAAGGAAAUGUAGGGAUAAAUUUUUAUAAUGUGUCAUUUUCAUAAUCAGUUUGGUUUUAUUCAGGAUCUACAAAGAUGUCAGAUGAUUGUUAUUGAAAUAGCUAAUCUUAAAGGUCACAGACAAGCGUUUUAUUAAUACGCAGCCAUUAGUAUAAUAUGUUAAAAUCUUUGUUUUAUUAGCUCAUUUUAAAACACAAUUUCCAUUCAAUUUAAUGAAACUCAAUCAGGUUUCAUGAUUUCAAAGACAGACUUAAAUAGGAUUCAACAUUCCCGUAUUGUGUAAUAACAUGUUAGAAUUUAACUAGUCUAACACCAAAGACAUCUAUUACUUUUAACUUGAUUUGUAAUAAUUAUUUGAAGUCAAUGUUAAUGGUUACAAAUACACGUUUCCAUAAAAAAGAAAACAGUAUUUUUCAAAAAUCUGUAAAAUCUUAUUAGUUUGUUGGAUCUCUAAAAAUUUUCUUAAACUAGUUAAUUAAGUGAACAUAAUUUUUCAAGUUAAUAAAUUAAGAAAAUAUCUAAAUGAAAGAGAGAAUGAAAUCAAUAUAUGUGGCAGCCCAUAUAGUAAGGACAGUUUCACAAUCAACGUAACCAAGGAAAACAGCUUUGUUAUCAUUUCAAACAUGCAGGCACACACAGGCAGAGGCAAAGCUGGAACCAAACCAAACAAAAAGAUGAUUUUGAAUAUAAAAAAACUGGGCCUCUAGACACUUUGCCUUUUAGAACCAGCUUCCUACAUGUCCGAGUAAAUUCCACUGAUAGAUCUUGAGUAUCUACAAUGUCCUAGGCAUUAUGUUAGGUGAUGAGGACACUAAAGUGAAUAAGACAUAACCCUUGUUCUCAAAGAGCUCACACUGAAAUUAAGGAAACAGAGAGAGAUGACUUAUCAUCAUCUAAUCCAGCAAGUCUUUCCUGAUCCUCCCAUCCCUAGUUCAAGCUAACCACCUUUUCUGUGCUAAACCUGUGCCUUGUAUAUAGCUUUUAUUGUCACACUAGCCCAGUGUGUGGUUUAUUUGUUUAUGUUUCCAUCUCCAUUUCUAGACUGUGAGCUCCUUGAGGGCAGGAUUUGUAUCUAAUUGAUCUCUGUCCCCAGUGUCUAGCAUGAUGCCUGGCACAAAGAGGGAGCUCAAUAAAUCACUGUUGAAAAGAACCAAGUUACCAUAUGACAAUUGCCAAAUACAAGCUCACAAUAAAAGUAGUAUGGAUCAAAGG